AUAAGAAAACAAAGAAAAAAGAAAAAGAGUACUGACAAAAAGCCCAGAAAUAUCCUGAUUACGACUCUCUCCCCUCACGCCUCCCCAAAUAAAGAGAGAGCAACCAAAAACCCUAUUUUGAAAAAUUAAAAUAAAACAAAAUAAUAAAUGAAUAACGUAAACUAAUUAAAUUACUCUCCACCAACAUCCGUUUCAGCUUCCAUCGAAGAAGACGAAGUAGAAGCUUUCACUUUCUGAGGAGUUAGUUUUUAUUUUCUUCAAUUCUCCUUGGAGACCAUGGCUCGUCCUUCUUCGGCGUCUGCAACGGCCAAGCUUCCUUCUAUCAAACCAGAGGAUUACGCUCACAGUCCCGUUCACUACGCCGUCGUUUUGGGAGAUCACGCUUCACUCUCUCUUCUUCUCUCUUCCGUUCCAAAGCUCGGAGAUCCAGAGCAGAUCCGCACCGAGUCCGACUCACUGAGCCAAGAACGAAUCGCGGAUCAGAUCUCUGCCGUCCUUGACCGCCGCGACGUUCCCUCACGCGAGACGCCGCUCCAUCUAGCGGUUAGACUCAACGACCUGCUCGCGGCAAAGGCGAUUUCAUUAGCCGGCGCUGACAUUUCGCUCCACAACGCCGCGGGAUGGAAUCCGUUACAGGAGGCUUUCUGUCGCCGGAACUCUGAGAUUAUGAAAGUGCUUCUGAGUCAUCACCACCGUUUAGCGUGGUGCAAAUGGCGGAGGCGGUUACCGCGAUUGAUCGGUGUUCUCCGUCGCAUGAGAGAUUUCUACAUGGAGAUAUCUUUCCACUUCGAGAGCUCUGUGAUUCCUUUCGUCGGCAAAAUUGCUCCCUCUGACACCUACAAGAUCUGGAAACGCGACGGCAACCUCCGCGCCGAUACUACCUUGGCCGGAUUCGACGGAUUGAAAAUCCAGCGUGCCGAUCAAAGCUUUCUUUUCCUCGGUGACGGUGACGAAUCUCUCGACAUCUCUCCUGGAUCGUUGCUUGUACUGAAUCGAGACGACCGUAAGAUCCUAGACGCGUUUGAGAGUGCUGGAGCUCCGAUUAGCGAUUCGGAUAUCGCUGGAUUCUGCUCUCAGUCUAGCUUGUACCGUCCGGGGAUGGAUGUUACUAAAGCUGAGCUCGUCGGGAGGAUGAAUUGGCGGCGGCAAGAGAAGAUGGAAAGCGUCGGAGAUUGGAAAGCUAGGGUUUAUGAAAUUCAGAAAGUGACUUUCAGUUUCAGGUCUCGGAAGGUCGUUAACGACGGCGAGAGCGAACAAGUUCAACCUCUAGAGCUAGACGAAGACGAUGAUGGAUUCCUAGUAGCGGAGAAUCCGAGUUUCUUAGCUCCGCAGAGGUCACAGAGACGGCACAGUAGCUUCGUUAACGAAGACAGAGAUUGGAUUUCCGUUGGGAGAAAAAGCGUCGACGUAUAUCCCUCUGCCGCACCACCACCGCAGUUUCAACCACCAAGAAGAUCAGUAACUCAAUUCCAGCCUCCGAGAAGGUCAAUGGCCGUACCUUCAACCGCCUCCGCCGCACCACCACCGCAAUUCCAACAACCGAGAAGAUCAGUAUCACAAUUCCAGCCAGCGAGAAGAUCAGUGGCCGUACCUUCAACGGUGAAUCCUCCACCAUCUCCUCAGAUUAAAGAGAAGGAAUUCGUCAAGAGCUUGCAUCCGUCUGUUUGGUUGACGGAACAGUUUCCGUUAAAGACAGAAGAGCUGCUUCCGUUACUCGACAUUUUAGCGAACAAGGUCAAAGCCGUCGCGAGAAUGCGUGAGCUCCUCACCACCAAGUUCCCGCCGGGAACUUUUCCAGUCAAGUUGUCGAUUCCGGUGGUCCCGACGGUCAAAGUAGUAAUCACAUUCACCAAGUUCGUCGAUCUUCCACCAGCGGAGCGAUUCUACACACCACUCUCAAGUCCGAGAUUCCUCUCCUGUGCAGACCAAUGGGAUGAUGAUGAGGAAAAAUCAGACGCUCGGAAUUCAACCUCACGGCCAUCUUCGUGGCUGAGACGCACCGGAUUAGGCUCACAGAGGCGGAUAGAGGAGGAGGAGCAACAAUCACCGGACCCAUUUGCUAUACCUAUUGGGUAUAAGUGGACAAGCAUGAAGAACAACAAUAAGUCCGAUAGUAAAAUGAAGAGAUCAAAGUCUACUAAGAGAGCUAAAUGAAAGAAGAUAUAAUCUCUAGUAUUUUUUUUUUUUGUUGUUGUUCUUGUUGAUAUUCUGAAAUUAGUAAGUAGUCAAUAUAGAGGAAUUAUUUCUGGAUGUAGUUUUUUUUUUUUUGUUUACUCUACAUUUUUUUUAAAAUCUGAAAUGGUUAUAAGUAGGGAUUCAAAUACUGUCAUUUUUACCCCCCCUUUUUUUUUUGGUCAUGGUCUGAAAGACUUUAAUAAUAAAUGCUUUAUAUGAAUGCAAGACUAAAGUAAAAAAGAAGAAACGUAGAGAAACAGCUAUGAAUUCAUGCUUUUAUUUAUGGGCCAACAUAGGUUACCAGACGUUGAAUUAACUUUUCUAUGUACCAAAACAACAUAUAUAUUCCUUGGUAUUCUGUACUAAAGUUCGAACUAAUGACUUUUGAUACAGCAAUAAUGAAUGUUCUGCUUUAGGUUACAUAAGACGCAAAAUCUUAUUCUUGGUAUGAUAAACUGAAAUACUUAGUACAUUAUUAGAGGGUCUUGGAAACUUGGAGGUGAAGGUAAUUGCGUGGGACAUGCUUUAGUAGAUUCGUGACACUUACAUUUUUCAUAGGAUUUGUCGAAAGAAAGUCUUUUUUUUUAUUAUUUUCUUAUACAUAAAAAAUUGCAACACAAGAUGAAAUGUCACAUGGAAUGGGAAAUGUUUAGAUGUCUUAAAUCACGACCUACAUCUUAUGCUUUAUACCUAGAUAUUCCAAAACAACGUUUGCUUUGCAAGUCGGAAACGAACAAACUUUGAGGAAGUUAAGUGCAUCCAAUGACAAAUCCCAAAAAUACAAUAUUUAACAAACUAAUAAAUCCAAAGAUUUGAAGUUUGAACCUUUGGCAACACCAAAAGGACAACCUAAAGAAUAAUAAUUUACAAUAUAUAUUGUAAGAAGAAAUAAAAUUAAAGAACAACCUUAGUUUUUAUAGUCUCCAUUUUCCCUACUCAUUUUGCUAAUAUCAAAAUCGUCUUUCUUCUCCAAUAAACUCUCAACACAUUAGAGGAUUUUGAUAUUGUGCUGCACUAAGAUUUUGGACUAUGACAAGUGAGGCACCAAAUUGGGCAUCAAAGAAGAACCGGAGAGAUCAAAGAAAUGCUGGAGGAAGAGAACAUCAAAAGUGCGGCAAGAAUUCCGGCAAGGUCAAAUCGGGACAUUUAUUCUUAAAAAAAUGAAAAGAAGACCCCUUUUUUCUCUCAAGAUCUUAAUCUAUCAUUGUAUUUGUUAUGAAUAACAUUUUUUAUAGUAAAGGUGUAAAAACCAGUACUUAGAAAAAGAAGAAAAAAAUCCAAAGCAAAAUUUACAUAUAAUCAGUCCAAAGCAACAUAAAAAAAUUCUCCAUAUUCAAAGAGCAUAGCAUAUAUGUACAUGAAAACACUUCAAAAGUAGACAGAUUUUAAACCAAACCAAAAGUGUUCUCUCCACUAUAAGUCAU
This is a messenger RNA of Brassica napus (rape), 3599 nucleotides long. RefSeq names its product ankyrin repeat domain-containing protein 13B. Gene Ontology annotation, molecular function: protein binding. The record is from RefSeq and is a predicted model, not a curated record. Gene Ontology annotation, cellular component: cytoplasm. Lineage: Eukaryota; Viridiplantae; Streptophyta; Magnoliopsida; Brassicales; Brassicaceae. The transcript is spliced from 3 exons. Bases 277 to 2154 code for a protein of 625 amino acids.